AUGUCGCCAAUCGGCCGGUCGUCGAGUCGUGGAAACCAAACCUACCAGACUGAUGAAGCACCACCAGGACACGAAGCAGGUGACCCGCGAUCUCAGAACCAAAAUGAGGACACGGAUCGGUUUAAACCCAUCUCAUUCAAGCGAAAACUGAAAACGUCGUCUUCUUUCAGCCUAUCCAAUCUGCUCUCAAAUACCGCGGGCGGUUCGAGUCGUAUAUUUUCCUCCCAGAGAACACGCGAUCAAGCCAAUGGAGACACCUCGCCCCUAGAGUCUCAGGUUUUGAUCGAUCACAAUGGAGAUUCGAAUUCGAAGGAUGACGGUCCACGAGACUGGUAUGUUGAAGGACCGGGUCGGCGGGUAGGCUACGAUGAUUUUACCGCUAUCGACUGGAUCUAUGAGUACACAAAGGAACGGCAACGGAAGCGACUUCUAUACUCAACCGGCCAGGGUAUACUCGGUCAUUUGAGACAAAUCCUCGAAGCGAGUAAUGUGUGGUUUGUCUUGAUCGCGACCGGCAUUGCAGUAGGUCUUCUCGCUGGCGCGAUAGAUAUCACGACGGAUUGGCUAGGGGACCUCAAGACCGGUUACUGUCGAAGUGGCAGCGGUGGUGGUAAAUUCUACUUAAACCGGAGUUUCUGCUGUUGGGGUCUGGACGACCACUCCAAGUGCAUUGGCUGGACGCCCUGGAGUUCUGCGCUAAAAAUUACCUCCAACGCGGGCGCCUAUAUCACUGAAUAUACUUUCUAUGUCUUUUUCUCGGUUGUUUUUGCUCUUUGCGCUUGUAUUCUGGUUCGACAAUUCGCGAUCUAUGCAAGGCAUAGCGGUAUUCCUGAGAUCAAGACCAUUCUUGGGGGAACUCUCAUCCGUCAUUUCAUGGGUCCAUGGACGCUGGCUAUCAAAUCUCUCGGCUUGUGUCUGGCCGUUUCGUCCGGUCUUUGGCUCGGAAAAGAAGGCCCCCUGGUACAUGUUGCAUGUUGCUGUGCGAACAUUAUGAUGAGGCCAUUUGACAGCCUCGCUGGAAAUGAGGCAAGAAAACGUGAGGUCCUUUCGGCCGCCGCCGCGGCCGGAAUCUCCGUAGCCUUCGGCGCUCCCAUCGGAGGAGUUCUCUUUAGCCUGGAGCAACUAUCAUACUAUUUUCCGGACAAAACAAUGUGGCGGAGUUUUGUCUGUGCCAUGGUAGCUGCGGUCACCUUGCAAGCAGUAAACCCCUUUCGUACAGGAAAGAUUGUGUUAUACCAGGUCACAUAUACCCGUGGUUGGCACCGUUUUGAAGUCAUACCAUUCAUCAUUCUCGGUAUCACUGGUGGACUUUUCGGCGCAUUUCUCAUCCGAGUCAACACUAAGAUCGCUCGGUGGCGCCGAAGCCGUUCUGCUUCGCGACCCGUGUUAGAGGUCACGAUCAUAGCACUCAUGACUGCUUUGAUCAACUUUCCAAAUCAUUUCAUGAGGGCCCAAAACACGGAGCUGGUUCAAGCACUAUUUGCGGAGUGCACAAGCGACGCUUACGACCGCUUUGGACUUUGUGUCACCGGACCAAGCGCGUUUGGUAUAGUGACCAUGCUCCUCCUAGCUGCCAUGCUGGCUUUCCUGCUUGCAUCUAUGACCUUUGGUCUUGAGAUACCCGCUGGAAUUAUAUUGCCUUCAGUUGCCAUUGGUGCUCUAUAUGGUCGUGCACUUGGGAUACUCGUUCGAAUGUGGCAGGAGGCCUACCCAAACAUAUUCCUGUUCGCCGGAUGUGAGCCUGACAUACCAUGCGUAACGCCAGGUCUCUAUGCCAUUAUUGGUGCAGCAUCUGCUUUGGGCGGUGCUACACGCAUGACGCUUUCCAUUGUGGUCAUCAUGUUCGAACUCACCGGCGCACUCACGUAUGUCAUUCCCAUCAUGAUUGCUGUGAUGCUAUCCAAAUGGUGCGGCGACAUCUUCGGAAAACGAGGAAUUUAUGAAUCCUGGAUUCAAUUGAACGAGUAUCCAUUCCUGGACCAUCGCGACGAUACCAUUCCCCCCGAUGUUCAUGCUCGGCGGGUGAUGACGCAAUUUGAUGACUUGACUGUGAUCAUGGCGACUGGGCACACCAUAGGGUCACUACGCAUGCUCGUGGCAAACACCACGUAUCGUGGAUUCCCUGUUGUCACAGAGUCUUCCAGUCCUGUCCUUCUAGGAUACAUCAGGCGAAAUGAGCUCUCUUUCGCCUUGACGCACUCUGCCUCUCCUCAAAAUCGUAACCUUGCCGAGGACACGCAGGUUUUCUUCGUUCACCAGCCGUUUGCGGAUCCCGUUGAAACCUUAGAUCUUCGGCCUUGGAUGGACCAGACUCCAAUCACCCUCAACGGUAAUAUUAGCUUUCUCAUUGUGCUUCGGAUGUUUCAGCGGCUGGGCCUGGGAUACGUUCUCUUUGCCAACAAGGGGGUUCUUCAGGGUCUCCUGACCAAAAAGGAUGUCUGGUCUGUGCUGAAUGGAGCUGAAUUUCGCCGUCAAGAGGCUCUACGUGAGAGGGACCAUGACGACAGCCAUGAAUCCGAAGAAAUCGGUCUUCUCCAGAGCCAGGCGAGAAGUAGUCUCAGUGACUCGGUGCCGCAGAACUCAAGAUGA
Molecule: messenger RNA, 2589 nt
Organism: Penicillium diatomitis
Lineage: Eukaryota; Fungi; Ascomycota; Eurotiomycetes; Eurotiales; Aspergillaceae
Product: chloride channel protein
Exons: 6
Coding region: 1-2589 (862 amino acids)
Biological process (GO): chloride transport; transmembrane transport
Cellular component (GO): Golgi apparatus; early endosome; membrane
Molecular function (GO): voltage-gated chloride channel activity
Source: RefSeq, a predicted model, not a curated record